Capsella rubella is the source of this 619-nucleotide messenger RNA. RefSeq names its product glutaredoxin-C4. Gene Ontology annotation, cellular component: cytoplasm. Lineage: Eukaryota; Viridiplantae; Streptophyta; Magnoliopsida; Brassicales; Brassicaceae. The record is from RefSeq and is a predicted model, not a curated record. The transcript is spliced from 4 exons. Bases 57 to 464 code for a protein of 135 amino acids. Gene Ontology annotation, molecular function: glutathione disulfide oxidoreductase activity. Gene Ontology annotation, biological process: cellular response to oxidative stress.
UCGUCUUCAUUUGGCAUCUCACUGAGCAGACGAAAGAGAAGAAGAAGAAAGGAGCCAUGACAAUGCUUAGAUCUAUCUCGAUGGUAAUGUUGUUCGUCACACUUGUUACAUCCAUCUCCAUGGUUUCUUCUUCUGAUUCAUCCCCAGAAGCUGAGUUUGUUAAGAAGACUAUCUCUUCCCACAAGAUCGUCAUCUUCUCCAAAUCCUACUGCCCCUAUUGCAGGAAAGCCAAAUCUGUGUUCAGAGAGCUGGAUCAAGUUCCUUAUGUUGUGGAGCUUGAUGAAAGAGAAGAUGGGUAUAGUAUCCAAGCUGCAGUUGGAGAGAUUUUUGGAAGGCGAACAGUACCGCAGGUCUUCAUAAACGGAAAACACAUUGGAGGAUCAGACGAUACUGUAGAUGCAUAUGAGAGCGGGGAACUAGCCAAGCUUCUCGGUGUUUCCGGAAACAAAAAUGCUGAACUCUAGGUUUAAUAUAGUUGGAAGAACUGAUAAACGUUAUAAAACUCUUUUAUGUUGAGGUGGGAACAAUUUAAUUUCUAGUUGUAUGAAAUUUGUAAUGGGUUCUGCAGAUCUUGGCCUUGUAGAACAUAUCUUAUCAAAUACUGAAAACUGAAAGACUA